AUGCAGCAGAGCUGGGGGCACCCCCCAUUCUCGGAGCCGGGGGUGGGGCUGUGUCAGCUGCUGCAAUCCGGCCGCGGGUUUGAGUAAUUCGAGCCCGGGAGUGGCGCAAUCCCACUCGGCCGAGGCAGGGGUUAUUGCGAGGGUGAACCUCCGCGUGUCGUCACGGCAGGGAAAGCGGAGGGGGCGGCGCUGUAGCCGGGGCAUGUUGCAAUCCGGAGUGAGUUCAGCGUCAGCCGCGCCGGGCGCCGGAGGGGAGGCGAGCGGCGGCGGAGCGGCACGGGGGUGGGGUAGCCCCGAUUAGCUCGGGUUUACAUCAUCCGCCGGGAUCUGGGGCUCGGAGCCAGGGGGCCGGGCGAUAUGAGUCUAAACGUGCAGGUGAUCCCUGUAGCGUCUCCACUGAGGAAGAAACGGCUGGACUUCGAGGAUACCCCUGACUCCGAGCCCUCAAAGCCCAAGCGCCCACGGUUGGGUCCCGUGUCAGGACUCACCCCAUGCCUGCAGCCCCUUGUGCGGUCCCCUUGUGCCGUGGAACAGGACUCCAGGGUCUUGCAGAUUGGACCGUACAUCCUUCUGGAGCCCAGGGAAGGGGGCCGCUCCUACAGGGCUGUGCACAGGCACACAGAGGCGGAGUACAGCUGCAAGGUUUAUCCGGCAAGGAGUUACCCAGAGACGAUAGCCCCUUACGGGCACCUCUCGCCCCACCCCAAUGUGGCCCAGGUUACCGAGGUGAUCCAAGGGGACCAGAACGUCUACGUCUUCUUCCAGCCCGGCGGAGGUGACAUGCACAGCCACGUCCGCCGGUGCAAGCGCCUGCCCGAGAGAGAGGCCGCUGGGCUCUUCCGACAGAUGGCCGAGGCGGUUGCCCACUGCCACGACCACGGGGUCAUCCUCCGAGACCUCAAACUCCGCAAGUUCCUCUUUGUAGACAGGGAGAGCACAAAGCUGGUGUUGGAGAACCUGGAGGACGCCUGUCUUCUGAGCGGCCCGGAUGACUCUCUGUCGGACAAGCACGGCUGCCCGGCGUACGUGGGCCCGGAGAUCCUCAGCUCCAAGAACUCUUACUCAGGGAAGGCGGCUGACGUGUGGAGCCUGGGCGUGGUGCUCUACACCAUGCUGGUGGGGCGAUACCCCUUCCAGGACACUCAGCCUGCCAUGCUCUUCAGCAAGAUCCGCCGGGGCGUCUUCUCCAUCCCGGACGGCCUCUCCCCCAAGGCCAGGUGCCUCAUCCGAUGCCUCCUGCGCAAGACCCCGGCUGAGAGACUGACGGCCCAGGAGAUUUUGCUCCACCCCUGGCUAGCGAGCGGUGGUGCUGGCUCCGAGGACUCCUGCACAAACCCCUCUGGGGAGCAGGGGAUGGAGCAAGUUGUGCCAGACACCUGGAGCCAAAAGGACGAGGAGGACGAGGAGGAGGAAGAUCUGCACAGUUAA
Molecule: messenger RNA, 1428 nt
Organism: Emys orbicularis (European pond turtle)
Lineage: Eukaryota; Metazoa; Chordata; Testudines; Emydidae
Gene: TRIB3
Product: tribbles pseudokinase 3
Biological process (GO): protein phosphorylation; positive regulation of proteasomal ubiquitin-dependent protein catabolic process; regulation of MAP kinase activity
Cellular component (GO): nucleus
Molecular function (GO): mitogen-activated protein kinase kinase binding; protein kinase activity; ATP binding
Source: RefSeq, a predicted model, not a curated record